AUGCCACCGUCGCCAUUGACACGUUCAGCUGCGCGGUGGCCAGUACUCUCAAAGGGCAAGCCAGCCGACCUGCCAGGUCGUCGCUGCUUCUCCUCGCGCUCCUCGUCUACAAGCUCCUGCUCCGCUCCUCUGAGCUUCUUGGCCAUGUCGACGCAGCUGGCGCCGAGAUGUUUCCCGGUCGCAGCACCGCACCCACACCAUUUUGGCUCCCGUCUCAUCACCACCACUAGCAGCGCUACCCCAUCGGCAGCAUCUCUUUCAGAAAAGGUCAAAGCCCUGAUGCGCUCCUCGGCCCAGCCAGUCGCGCUCGUGACAUGCUUUCUUCCUGCGUCGGCCGGCAACAGCUCCAGCAGACUGGUCCACGGCGCAACUCUGUCUUCGUUUAGCUCAAUCUCCAUGUCGCCGCCGUUAGUAGCCUUCAGCAUCAAGACGCCGAGCAGGCUCGCCGAUGCCCUCGUAUCGGCAUCGCCCAGUCCAUCUUCGUCCGACUCGCAAGCGGCAGCAGCGAGAACGCAAUCUUCGCAGCCGUUACCGCCCGCAGCUAGAGCAGCAGAGAAGCAGGCGACGCGGCCCCAUUUCGUUGUCAAUCUCCUCGGUCAAGACCAGGCAAACUUGGCAAGAGCCUUUGCUACGCCAGGGAUAGAGCCCUUCCCGUACGGCCGUGGUGCUUCAAGUCCCGACAAAUUCGGCACCGGGGAUACGGCGGCCCAGCAACCCCGGCGGACAACGUCACCGCGAGGGAGAGCACCACAUCCAUUCGACAGCCACGACAUCUUUCCGUGCCACGAGGCCGACGGGAUACCCGUUGUCCGUGGCUCACUCGGGGCCCUAUCUUGCAGCCUCGUUGCCGACAUCCCUCUGGCCCAGCUGUCGGUCGGAUCCAGCCAGGAAGGCGAAUUUGUGGACCAGAGCGUUCUCUUCAUCGCCCGGAUCCAUUCCGUCAUCGACAAGCCGACCGAAGCGCAGGAGCAGAAGCUGCCCCUCGUAUACUGGGAUCGACGCUUCACCACCGUCAAGGACGGACAAGGACAGGAGUGA
Messenger RNA from Pseudozyma flocculosa PF-1, 1038 nucleotides. RefSeq lists its product as uncharacterized. Lineage: Eukaryota; Fungi; Basidiomycota; Ustilaginomycetes; Ustilaginales; Ustilaginaceae. Bases 1 to 1038 code for a protein of 345 amino acids. The transcript has 2 exons. The record is from RefSeq and is a predicted model, not a curated record. Gene Ontology annotation, molecular function: FMN binding; riboflavin reductase (NADPH) activity.